CGUCGGUGGGCUUCAGUGCCGAAUUUACCUCCACCGCAACAUGAGCGGCUUGGCAGGCGAGAUCCGCGCUGCGACCGAGAGCGAGCAGUUCGACCUCGGCGGCUACACGGAGGCGCGGACGCGGGACCUCGUCGUCGCCGCCUUCGGCGCGGCCUUCGAGAUCAGCGAGAUGCUGCGCUUCACGUUCGUCGUCGGCGGCGGCAAGCUCGUGCGCUCGCGGUACCCGGAAGAGCUGCCCAAGUGGAUGGCCAACGCGCUGCGCGACGUGGGAUUUGUCGAGGACCGGUCGGCUGCGUGCACGAUGGACUGCCAGGGAAUGUUCAAGCAGCAGCACGAUACGGGCCAAAACCUCAAGACGAUCCUCGUCUUCCCCAAGGUCGUGGCGACGGCGACAGGCGGUAAGACGGCGGCGGCCGCGCCGAUCGCGAUUCCGUCCGUUGACGAGACGCCUGAGCUGCUUAUGCUCUCGUGCGAGGUCGACGACUUUAUCAAGACGCUCGUGCCCCUCGAGUUGCCGUCGUGGCGCCAGAAGAAGCGCGCGGUCAAGUUCAUCCAAGACGCGAUGGCCGAGUUUGCGCUCCUCGAGGCCAAGAUGGUGCGUGGCGAGAUCCUCGACGCCGCCGAGCAGGCCGCGUACGACGGCAACGCUGGCCAGGAAGCCAACGACGCCAAGAUUGCGCAUCUCCAGGCCGAGAUCAAGCGCAUGGUCGAUGAGAAGCAGCUCACGGCGUCCGAGAAGAAGGAGCUCGUCGCGACUGUGACGGCCAACGUCGAUGCGCUCACCGCCGAGCUCGAGAACUUGAGCAUUGCCAAGCAAAAGGAGAAGGCGACGACCAAGCUGCAGGCGCUCGAGAAGCGGCUGGCGCACGUCCAGUCGAUCUCGCCCAUCACGCACCCGCUGCGGCAUGCGGCGCAGGUCCUCGAGCUGCAUCUGGCGCUCAUUCCGCUGCAGAUCCUCCAGGAGAAGGAGCACUCGAUGAGCUUGACGCUCGCAGACCUCAAGACGCUCCAGGGCAAGAAGGGCAUCGAGGAGGCGCUGUACGACGCCGAGACGGCCAGCAUCGAGUACUUUGACGACGACUUUCACGACAAGUGCGACCGCGUUGCCAAGGAGGCCCACGCCAAGUACAAGAAGGCCAAGGGCGGCGCCAAGAAGCCUGCGACCAGCGGCUGGGCCACUGUCCCAAAGAAGAAGCCGACCACGUUCAAGGCGGCGCCGGCCCGCGGCGCUGGGUCCGGUUUUGCCCGUGCGUUUGGCAACGACAGCGAUAGCGACUAGCACAACACGCUGUAUUGUGUCUAUCA
This is a messenger RNA of Saprolegnia diclina VS20, 1305 nucleotides long. RefSeq lists its product as hypothetical. The transcript has a single exon. The record is from RefSeq and is a predicted model, not a curated record. Bases 41 to 1279 code for a protein of 412 amino acids. Lineage: Eukaryota; Oomycota; Saprolegniomycetes; Saprolegniales; Saprolegniaceae.